This is a messenger RNA of Lagopus muta (rock ptarmigan), 624 nucleotides long. RefSeq names its product snaclec bothroinsularin subunit beta-like. The coding region runs from base 1 to 624 and encodes 207 amino acids. The transcript is spliced from 5 exons. The record is from RefSeq and is a predicted model, not a curated record. Lineage: Eukaryota; Metazoa; Chordata; Aves; Galliformes; Phasianidae. Gene Ontology annotation, molecular function: signaling receptor activity.
AUGACCCAUGUGUUUCUAUUUUUUCUUUUUGGAGCCUUAGCUCUCUCUGGCUCAGAAGGUGCUGGCAACUCCACAGGCAAGCAUCGCAAUGCUCGGUUCUUGUUUGACUUUUUUGACAAACUUAAGCCUGAACAUAACAUAAUUCCUAACCCGUCUCAACAAGACUCAUCUGCAAAGCAGGUCUGUCGAAGUCGAUGCCAGAAAGGCUGGAUUCGUUACGAAGGCUACUGUUACAUGUUUAUUCAAGAGAGAAUGACAUGGCUGGAAGCUGAGAAAACAUGUUCGGCUAUAAGUGCAGGAGGUCACCUAACCAGCAUCACCAGCGCAGAACAGAAUGAAUUCCUUUGUAAGCUUUCUCAGGGACAACAGAAUACCCAGUUCUGGACAGGGGGAACUUACCAAAAGGGUUCAUUGUUGAGAUGGAGUGAUGGAUCUCUAAUAACCUUUGUCCAGAGGCCUCUGUCAUCUAUUUUCCAUGCCAUUGGAGGAGUAAUUAACAACCUGUUUAACAUAAAACUUUGCCUGAUGGUCAACAUUGGAGGAGGGGCUCAAUGGAACAGCUCCCCUUGCAGCCAGAGGCUGCCAUUCAUCUGCAUUUACAGACCAAGCCUUGUCCACCCUUAA